Eurytemora carolleeae is the source of this 813-nucleotide messenger RNA. RefSeq lists its product as uncharacterized. The record is from RefSeq and is a predicted model, not a curated record. The transcript is spliced from 9 exons. Gene Ontology annotation, molecular function: DNA-binding transcription factor activity; DNA binding. Gene Ontology annotation, biological process: regulation of DNA-templated transcription. The coding region runs from base 121 to 798 and encodes 225 amino acids. NCBI's taxonomy places the organism in Eukaryota, Metazoa, Arthropoda, Copepoda, Calanoida, Temoridae.
AAAAUAUAUUUUUUUAGAUUACAAUGAAUGUUUUUAGUUAUUAAUAUUAUGAAAACAGAAUCUUUAUAGAACAAUAAAACUGAACCCCAUCGCGUAGAUCAUCUGCAGUCAUCUUCCACGAUGAACGAGGAUUAUAAGCUGGAGUUUCUGGUUAGUCCUGAAACCAAGAUUAAGUUCCGUCACGGGAUCCAUACUUACAGGUGUCAAGACAACGAACUGCUUAUCGGAAAGAAUGUUUUCUCGACCCAUGAAAUAGUGUUUCCAACUGUAAAACUAAGUUCUAAGGAUGGCUCCUAUAUACCUGAAACACAAGUCAGACUCAGUCUAGUGGAUGUGAGAUCAACGCCUGAUAAUGUAAAGGAGCACUACCAUAAAUUGAUUGAAUGCAAAGAUUGUAAACGUCCCGGAUUAUCAUGGAAUAUUACCAAGGUUCUGCAGUCAGGAUCAAAUAUUGUGACGUUUGAUAAUCUUGGUAUAGUUAGAACCAAGGGACCAGACCAGAUACAGGCUGUAUCAGAACGCCUGCUAGAAAGAAGACGAGAGUGUGGAGACACUGUAUCAGGAACCUGGGAUAUGAAUAGAAUACGAGAUCUUGCAGCAGAUUCAGUUCUAGAGACAAGUGACAAGGAGUUAAGACUGUGUAUAGAAGCGUAUGUAUUUCAAGAAGACGGAAGUAUACUGGAGCUAGCCCGGAUAUUGAGCUCUAUAGUCCAGGAUAUGACGGAUGCUAACGGAUCUAUAACAAUCAGAAAGAGAAAUAUAUGUUCUGAUUCUGUCAGGUUAGGAGACAUGAAUUAAACUGUUUAUUAAUUA